Messenger RNA from Dendrobium catenatum, 2002 nucleotides. RefSeq names its product WRKY transcription factor WRKY24. Gene Ontology annotation, biological process: regulation of DNA-templated transcription. The transcript is spliced from 5 exons. Gene Ontology annotation, molecular function: sequence-specific DNA binding; DNA-binding transcription factor activity. The coding region runs from base 195 to 1787 and encodes 530 amino acids. The record is from RefSeq and is a predicted model, not a curated record. Lineage: Eukaryota; Viridiplantae; Streptophyta; Magnoliopsida; Asparagales; Orchidaceae.
CUUUGGCAAGGCUCAGUCAAACUUUUCCUCCUCUCCUUCUCAGGAAAGAAACCAUUUUUCGGAGAAUUUCCACCCCCGUGCUUUUACCUCCUAUUUCUUGGCUUUUGGUUCCCAUCAACUCUCUUUAAACUUCUCUUCUUCCUCAUCUUUUAUUUUUUACUCUUCAUUCCAUAUCCAAUUUCUCCUUCUCCUUCAUGGCUUCUUCUUCUGGGAGUGUAGAAGCCUCCUCCGCUAGCUUUUCCUUCGCUUCUCCUUACGAGGCUUCAUUCUCCGAUCUCCUCGCCGGCGAAGGUUCCGCCAACGAUAGACUGACGGGAUUGACCGUUCGAGGAUUUGGAGAUAGAGGAGGAGGAGGUGGAGGAAUACCCAAGUUUAAGUCGAUACCUCCUCCUUCUCUUCCUAUAUCGCCUCCUCCGAUCUCUCCUUCCUCCUACUUCGCCAUCCCUGCUGGUCUCAGCCCAGCGGAGCUCCUCGACUCACCCGUCCUGCUUUCUUCAAAUAACCAGAUUCUUUUUUCUCCAACCACUGGAACUUUUCCUUCCAAGACAUUCAAUUGGAGAGGAAUCAAUUCUGGUAGUAAUGAUAACGAAGGCAGGGAAGAGGAAAACAGGGCUUACUACGAUUUCUCCUUCCAAAAUCAAAACAAACGCAGCAGCUUUCAACAGCAACGAGAUGCUUUCAAGGGAAGCCAACAACCAUGGAACCACCAAGAAUCAAACAUCAAGACCGAAAUCCCUGCUGCAAAUUCUUCGGAGAUGCAAACUCUGCAACUAAACACACAAGUCAAUAGCAACAAUAACGUCACAAGAGAGCAGAGGAAGUCUGACGACGGCUAUAACUGGAGAAAAUACGGGCAAAAGCAAGUUAAGGGGAGUGAGAAUCCUCGGAGUUAUUACAAGUGUACGUUUCCCAAUUGUCCGACGAAGAAGAAAGUUGAACGAAACUUCGAGGGACAAAUCACUGAGAUCGUCUAUAAGGGAACUCACAGCCACCCUAAGCCUCAGUCCACUCGAAGAAACUCUUCUUCUUCUCAGCAACCAGUUCAUCCCCUUGCAAUCGUUGCGGUGGGCUCAGAUGCGGCCGAGCACUCUCAUGGCGGCCGGUUGGGGGCCUCCAAUCUAGAUUCAGUGGCCACGCCGGACGAUUCAUCGGUCUCGUUUGGUGAAGAAGACGUCGAUUUGAGCUCUCAUAAAAGCAAUCUCGCUGGAGAUGAGCUCGACGAAGAAGAACCCGAUGCCAAGCGAUUGAGAAGAGAGGCAGAGAACGACGGUGCGUCCGCCGCCGGUAACAAGACGGUGAGGGAGCCUAGAGUUGUGGUGCAGACUACGAGCGAUAUUGAUAUACUUGACGACGGCUAUCGGUGGAGAAAGUAUGGGCAAAAGGUGGUGAAGGGGAAUCCAAAUCCAAGGAGUUACUACAAAUGUACAACAAUGGGUUGCCCAGUGCGCAAGCACGUGGAGAGGGCGUCUCAUGAUCUGAGAUCAGUAAUCACCACGUACGAAGGUAAGCACAACCACGACGUCCCCGCCGCACGGGGGAGCCGACCACCGGAGGAUAACAGCCAUGGAACCACCACGGCGAUCAGGCCGUCGGCCAUCUCCGCCGCCCCGAGAAACUCUCUAUUCGGCCAGAGACUUGAUGCUAAUUUUCAGUCAUAUAAUGGACCCUUCACUCUUGACAUGUUAUCUACCCAAAGGAACUACGGCAGCAAUUAUAUGAAUCAGCAGCAGCUUAAGACCAAAGAAGAGCCAAAAGAUGAUAUGUUCUUGGAGUCGCUACUAAUCUGAAAUUGGCUUUAAGAUUUCAGGCCGAUAAAAAACAUUAUGCUAUUUAGCCUUUUUAAUCAGUAGGGAGAUAGUGCUUUUUUUUUUCUUAUUUUUAUAUAAUUUUGAUGUUUUAAUACUUUUCUUUGUUGUAAAAAUGAUAUACGAAACUUGAAAAUUUGUUCAUUUGUUGGGGAUCUAAUCCUUCAUCUGUUGAACAGGAGAAAUUAUUUUACUGA